Molecule: messenger RNA, 3530 nt
Organism: Archocentrus centrarchus (flier cichlid)
Lineage: Eukaryota; Metazoa; Chordata; Actinopteri; Cichliformes; Cichlidae
Gene: lrrc4.1
Product: leucine rich repeat containing 4.1
Exons: 2
Coding region: 97-2955 (952 amino acids)
Biological process (GO): postsynaptic density protein 95 clustering; excitatory synapse assembly; synaptic membrane adhesion
Cellular component (GO): glutamatergic synapse; postsynaptic density membrane; plasma membrane
Molecular function (GO): protein binding
Source: RefSeq, a predicted model, not a curated record
ACCCAAACCCAUGCUCUCCCCUUACCCCACAAACACCAGCCCCAAACAUCCUCAUCCUCCCCCCCAGAUGAUGCUGAAUUAUGAACGUGCCACAUCAUGAGUCUCCUGGGGCGGGUAGCUGUGCAUCGUGCCAGGAAAGCCGCCCUGCUCUGUGUAGUCUUCCUGAUGGCGCGAGCGUGGAGCAGCGCCUCCCUGGCCUCGGCGGGGGCGGCGGUGUCUCAAGGACCCCAGGGCUGUCCACCGCAGUGUUCCUGUAGUAAUCAGCAGGGGAAAGUGGUGUGCACUCGUCGUGGCCUCACCCGUGUGCCCCCUGGGAUUCCUGCCAACACGCGACACCUCAAUCUAAUGGAAAACGCCAUUGAGGCGGUGCAGGCUGACUCCUUCCGCCAUCUGCACCACCUUGAGGUGCUCCAGCUUGGGCGAAAUGCCAUUCGGCAGAUUGAGGUGGGUGCGUUUAAUGGACUCACCAGCCUCAACACACUGGAGCUGUUUGACAACCGGUUGACGGUGGUGCCCAGUGGGGCCUUUGAAUACCUAUCCAAACUAAGAGAACUUUGGCUGAGGAACAACCCCAUUGAAAGUAUUCCUUCCUAUGCCUUCAACCGGGUACCCUCACUCAUGCGACUGGACCUGGGAGAGUUAAGGAAACUGGAAUACAUCUCAGAAGGAGCUUUUGAGGGCCUACAAAACCUCAAGUACCUCAACCUGGGAAUGUGCAACGUAAGGGGUGAUAUGCCAAACCUGAGUCCUCUCAAAGGCCUAGAGGAGCUGGAGAUUUCUGAAAAUCUCUUUCCAGUGAUAAAACCAGGCUCUUUCAAAGGUCUACGCUCAUUGAAAAAGCUAUGGGUGAUGAACUCCCAAAUCACAGUAAUAGAGCGCAAUGCUUUCGAUGACCUAUCUUCACUGGUGGAGCUUAAUCUUGCCCAUAAUAAUCUGAGCGCUGUGCCACAUGAUUUGUUCUCCCCGCUCAGGUAUCUGGUGGAGCUCCACCUCCACCAUAACCCUUGGAACUGUGGUUGUGAGGCUGUAUGGUUAGCACGCUGGCUAAGGGAAUACAUCCCUACUAACUCAACUUGCUGUGGACGCUGUCACUCACCUGCCAGCAUGAGAGGUCGACAGCUGGUUGAGGUGGACCGAGGUGAGGGUGCUGCAGUCCAGUGUUCUGCGCCAUUCAUUGCUGAUGCACCAAGGGACUUGAACAUCUCAGCAGGGCGUGUGGCUGAGCUUCGGUGCCGCACAGCUCCAAUGUCUUCAGUGCGUUGGCUCCUACCCAACGGGACUAUACUGACACAUGCAUCUAGUCACCCAAGAAUAUCAGUCCUCAAUGAUGGUACCCUUAAUUUCUCAAAUGUCCUGGCAGCAGACACUGGCACUUAUACCUGCAUGGUCUCCAAUGCAGCUGGGAACUCCAAUGCCUCAGCCUACCUAAAUGUGAGUGCAGCUGAGCUUAACACAUCCAACUUAAGCUACUUUACCACAGUAACCGUGGAGGUCAUGGGGCCAACCACUGAGAUGCCCAAACCGAAAACUACAACAACCACUGCUGCUGCAGGUGCUGGUGUUGCCGGAGGAGGAGUAGGCCUAGGGACAACAACUACAACGGCCUCUCCUUCCGUCUUUCAACCGGUCUUCAUCUCCACACCAACUGUACUGCUGCAAAACACUGACAGCCCACCAGGUGCAGCUAAACCAUCUGUGUUGCCAGGAAUUCAAGGUGCCACUGGCAAGCCAGGCAAGUCUGGGCCAAGUCUUGAUGAAGUGAUGAAGACCACUAAGAUCAUAAUAGGCUGCUUUGUGGCAGUGACACUACUGGCUGCUGUCAUGCUCAUUGCCUUCUACAAACUGAGAAAGCGCCACCAGCAGAGGAGCACAGUGGCAGCUGCCCGCACCGUAGAGAUUAUACAGGUGGAUGAGGAGGACCUUCCACCACCAGCAUCUGCAGCCCAAGAGUCAGCUCUCACAUUGCCUGAAAUUCGGGACCAUAACAGCAUACACAAACUGGACUUCAUCAGCCACAAGACUGACUACAGCUUUCACAAACCCAAGGUUGAAUACAAACCCCAGCCUGAUUUCACCCUACACAAGCCGAAGGCUGAAUAUACCACAUACAAGCCAAAUAUGGACUUUAGCAGCCACAAAUCCAUCCCAGAUUACAGCACUCACAAAUCUACACCUGAUUUUAGCCUUCACAGACCAAAGCCUGACUACAGCCCAUUUAGACCGGAAUACAGCACUCACAAACCUAAAGCAGAAUACAGCCCAUUCAAACCAGACUUUGGUACUCAUCCAAAAACUAAAUCAGACUACAGCCCCUUCAAACCAGAUUACAGCACUCAUCCCAGACAGAAGAGUGACUUCAGCCCAUUCAAACGAGACUACAGCACCCAACCGAAACCUAAACAUGACUACAGCCCAUUAAAAUCAGACUACAACACACAACACAGACCUAAAGGAGAAUAUAGUCCAUUCAAGCCUGACUUUGGUACGCAUCCAAGACCUAAACCUGAUUACAGUCCAUUUAAGCCUGACUAUAGCACUCAGCCCAAAUCCAAAACAGACUACAGUGCUCAGAGAUCUAAAACAGACAGUACCUACAAACCUAAGGACCACUACACGCCACAUAAGACUGCAACAGAUUACAGCGCCUGCAAGACUGACUUCAGCCCCCACAAAAUGGAUUACAGCGCCUUCAAGUCUGAAUUCAGUCCACAAACUCAGAGACCUAAACUGGAUUACAGUCCACAUAAACUGGACUACAGCCCUCAUAAGGUGGACUACAACACUCUAAAGCCCAAAUAUAAUACCUAUAAACCAACUGGCCAUGGGGCUAAAUGGACAGAGAACAAUGUUGGAAACUCUUUGCCGCGAACCUUGCCCAGUGCCAUCACAGCAAUGGCUGAGCCCUAUGUCAUAAAAACUCACAACAAGGAGAAGGUACAGGAGACUCAGAUUUAAAAAGGCCCCGAAAAGGCUCUCACUCCUUUUCCCAGUUUCCGAGCUCCCACCCAUCCCUGUUUCACACACCCCUUGUAUUUUCCUCAUUUAAAAUCAUGCAAUAGAAUGCACAACGAAAAAAAGGACAGGAUAUACUUUUGUACAGAGUGCAAAAUUUAAAAGACUGAUGAUUUCUUGUUGUACAUGCUUAUAAAUAAAUAUAUAUAUGGACGAACUAAAAUUACCAUGGGUUGGUGAUAGAGAAACGUAUAUUAAAAAGAAAUUGAAACUAUUUUCUAACUUGUAACUUCUAUUUAAAAUAAUGAGUUGUUUAAGAUGCUGUCUUGACUUUGACAAAUGAGGGUAGUCUUGUUUUAAAAGAGGGCAUUCUGUGUGAUUUUUACACCAUGCUACAGAGAAUGCAGUGAUACGAAAAAAAUAUUUAUACAGAGAAGACUUUCUUUAACAAAAUCCGAAGAAAAAAAAAAGAUCAGUGUCGAUCUUACAGGUUUAUCUUGUAAAAGCACCAAGAAUUUGUACUGUGCCAAAUGUUAUAAAUGCAAUAAAAAGGAUUUUUGGAAGAAAAAAAAUAAGUA